Stegastes partitus (bicolor damselfish) is the source of this 4493-nucleotide messenger RNA. RefSeq lists its product as uncharacterized. The transcript is spliced from 2 exons. The record is from RefSeq and is a predicted model, not a curated record. Lineage: Eukaryota; Metazoa; Chordata; Actinopteri; Pomacentridae. Bases 62 to 4381 code for a protein of 1439 amino acids.
UUCCGUCCUGUGUCAGGAUAACAUCGUAAACGAGGACCACCUGACGGUAAGACCGGACUAAAUGGAAGCAGCGGAGAAAACUCUCACUUACCGAGAUGACACCGGACUUCACAGCAAGCUGCUCACGGACGACAAGAGUAAGGACAGCGGGAAGGGGAAGGAGCGGGCCACAGAGACGAACAGCGACGAGUCCAACUAUGUGGAUCUGGACAUGAAACCUGACGGGCCGAAAACGGUGAAAGUGACUUUCACCGGUGAAGGGAACCAGCUGUCUGUGAUCAAAUGCGACAGCUCGAAGCAGCAUGAGAGUAGGAUCAUUGCGGAGCAGUUUGCUGAGGAGCAGUCGGAGGACGAGAGGGACGCCGGACCUCCGUCUGCUGAGCCUCCACUGGAAACUCUGAUCCAACUUCCCAACACCGAUCAGGACUCAGAGAAUGAGAGGCAGCGCCAGGCCGAGCUGGACCCCAGUGACUGCAGCGAACAUGUGUGCAGUGAGAGCGAUGAGCUCCAGUACACGGACAUGUAUCUGAACAGCAAGACCGAGUCCGACGACGGCGCCAGCGCGGUGCUGUCCGACCACUGCGGCUCCGACACGGUGGAGGACGAGUCCCACUAUAUCACGACGCACGAAAUCCAGCUGACCGAGCUCGACCACGACGUAGAUUACGACCUGGGCAGAGGGACGUGCUGGGAUUUCGAAGACGACAACCUGGUCUAUUCCUUUGUGGACUACGCUUCUUUCGAAAGCGAUGAAACUCAGGAGGGGACUUUGAUACUGGAGGGCAGGAGCCAGGCGAAAGUGCAGUCUAAUCUUGGUGGAGCAGUUGUCAGCACUGAGCAGGAGGAGAGUGAUCUGUGUGACUCGGACAAAUGCGCCAGCUCAGAUGAAAGUAUGUGCAAAAACCACAGCGGAGACCCCAAUGCAGGGAAAAUUCACUUUUCGAUAAAAACAUCCUCCAGAGCAGUGAACGACCCCGUCGGUGUCUUUGACGGCAGCACAUGCGGCUACACAAAACACUUUGGAGACAGGAGCCAUUUCUCCUUUGUGAGCUCUGGCGCCAGAGCAGGGCCCCUGUGCGAUAGAGCCCAAUAUUUCAUCCCUGCUCCGGGCCGUCAGCACCUUGCAACCAAACUGAGACGGAAAGAUAUUAAUGAGUAUUCCAGCGGAGCGUCCAGCUCCAUCAGCGAGCUGGACGACGCUGAUAAAGAGGUGCGUAAUUUAACCGCAAAGUCUUUCCGGAGCUUGGCAUGUCCAUACUUCGAUGCCAUUAAUCUUAGUACCUCCAGCGAAUCUUCUGUGUCGGAAUAUGGGCUAAAUAAAUGGUCAGCUUAUGUAGAUUGGAACUAUGGAAACAUAUCGAGGGGACGAGAGCGCAGCGUAAUUGCGCACAAGACUUCCAGCGCAACGUUGGAAAUGAACAAGGUUGUGGACAGUAAGAGGCAUGGUAAGUCUGUUACCGGCAUGAAAGCUCCACAAACCAAAAUGUAUGCCCUGAACAGGAGAACAACGUCUCAACAAUCAUCAUCGUCUAGUAAAAAGAUCCAACUGAAGGAUCCUGUUCAGCCGGCGCAGCGUGGAGUCACGUUGAAUUUCCGCUGUAACGUUCAGUCUCACGAAUCAAACAGGGGUUCCAAAUGUUCCAAGAAGGCUCGAUCCAAUGAGUUCACCGGGACUGUGUUGGCCAGGUCAGGGUGUGAGAUGCAGUACCACCACACAGACAGCAUGGGGGACACACACAAAAGGGCAAUUUUUGCAUCCAGUUUGCUGAAAAAUGUGAUUUCCAAAAAGAUGCAGUUUGAACAGGAGCGCAAAAUGGAGAGGGGGGAAAUCUGUGACACAUACCCAUCACUCUCCCCCUGUUUUCAGAUAAAAGAUCAAGACGGGGUCAAGUGUCAAGGAAGAGGCUUGCAAAGGCAAACCUCAGAGUCAGGCUCAGGAUUUACUGUUAAUUCUGGUGAUGAUCAGGGCAGAUCUAGUUCCUGUGGGCCUGCAGAGGAGACGAAAGGCAACAAAGUCCCAGAUGAUUCAGAGAAGGGCCAAGAUGAGCAUCAGAAAGCGCCACUCAUCCACAGUCAAAGUAGUGCAUUUAAUUCUUUAAAGGAAGAUGGGCUGGAAGCCGUGAAGGAGGCCGAACCUGCAUCUGUGAGUGACACACAGACCACAGUGAAGGAAGGAUUAGACACCAGCAGCAUGCUGACAAAACUGCUUUUUGUUCCAAGCUGCCAGCUUCUUUCAAAGGAGAGGGAUUUUACAGAAGCUGUCACAGUUGCACCUGCUGGCUCACAGAAAUGUGAAAAAGAGCUAAAAAUGGGCAAUGAGGAACACGUAGCAGGCAGAGAAGAAAACGGGAAGGAGGGGAAAACACCUGAGAUUAAAAUACGCCUGAGAAGCGUGAAAGAAAACAAAGGCUGUACACUGAACAUUGCCAAUCUGUUAACCCCUAAAAUAAGUUACAACGUCAACACAUUCAGAGCAGCAGAUGAUACCAAAUGCCAUGUGUUGUCUGCGGUAGAUAAGGUUCCAAACUUCACAGUUAGAGACAUAAGAGACACCAAGUGCAAGUUUCAAACACCAAUAUAUCAUGUCAGGGAUGUGCGUAAAUUGGUAAAAAGCUCAUAUCGCUUUGUUUCUUUGGAUAAUAGUGAUGGUAAAUGUACCACAGCAGGCGACAAACCUGAGGGAAAGGCCAAAAUGGAGCCAGUCAAACAUUUGUUACCAUCUCCUAUUGUGAUUAAAUGCAACUCUGUUAAAACAAAUGUUAAAUCACAAACAGCUGCUGCGUCACAGAAACAAGCAGAGGCAGGAACCACAUCUGAAACAUCCCAAAGUGAAAAUACAGCUUGUACAGCUAGCAGGGGGGUGUCGGUUGUAACCAAGCAGGGUUAUACUGACCAAUCAGAGAGUCAAGCAAAUCCUGAAAGCAAACAAGCAAAACAGAGGCAGGAAAAGUUCACAGGUGAGACGGCUGAGAGGAGAAAUGAGCCCACGGUACCAAAACAGGAUGCACUGGAGAAACUGAAAGCCGCAGUGAAAACAAUGGAGCAACUUUAUGUGUUUGAUAGAAAUGAAUGGAAACGUAAAACUCAGGCUCCACAUCCCAUCGCUGACAGUCACGUGUUGUCACUCAUUGCCAGGGAGGAGCAGGGAGGGGAGGAAGUGGAGAUGACAAACGCUGACAGGAUUCCUUUAAUAAAUACCACAGAAACAGGGAAGCCACAGGGAGAUAAAAGGGCGCUGAAUAUCAUACAUGUUCCUUAUAACAAUGACACCUUUAAAACACAAUCCCAACAAGGUAAAACAUUCACUAACAAAAGCAUCCUUCAUUUUGGUAAUAAAACCCGUGUCAGUGUUAGUUCAGAUAGUAACCCUGUUCCACAAAGCUCUGCACUGCAAACAUCGCUGACCACGAAAAGCUCCAACACAGCGGUGGCUCCUCUCUCGGUGAAAAUAGAGCCACCGAAACACAGCCCGGUGGAGCAGGGGAAGGUCAAAAUCAGUCCCACUGCCACACAGGCCUGCUCAGACUCUGAGAACUAUUUAACCAUACCAGGGCUGGGAUACACAAAUGAGAUCAAGCUGCUGAAUCCAGAGCCUGCUUCAAGGGAUUCAAACAGUAGUAAAACCCACGCAGGAAGCAGCAAGGGACCUGAGCAGAAAAGGUCUCCGUUAAUCAUGGAGUACCCGGCCGCAACCAUCUACCAUCACUCAGCGGCAGCGUCAGGGCCUCAGAUCCAGCAGCAGGUGUUAUGUUUCUCCCCCACAGUCCCCACUGUGUCUCCUACACCUUCUACUGGAGAUUCAAUCCAACAAACCCAGCGCAAGAUGCUUCUGGACCCCACAACAGGACACUAUUACUUGGUGGACACUCCCAUACAGGCCACUACUAAGAGACUGUUUGACCCUGAGACAGGCCAGUAUGUGGACGUACCAAUGCCUCAUUCACCUGUCGCUCCUGUCACCCCUGUCACCCCCGUGCCUCUCUCUUUGUCUCCCCUGGCGCUCAGCCCAGGAGCGUUCGCCCCCACCUACAUGAUCUACCCCGGCCUCAUCCCUUCGCCCACUUUGGCAGCCCAGGCGGUGUUGCCUCAGUCCCCUUGUCACUCCGAGGAUGCAAUUGGAGAAAAGGUCAAAAAGGCCAGAAGUCCUCGGCCGGAGAGCCACGCGGUAGGUGCAGAGAGCGCGUAUUACAGCGCAACAGGUGAAGCUCCACAGGGGCCGCUGCAGCUACCUGUGAGUUUGGGACAUGUGACCACCAGAGGAAGCGUGGCGAGCUCUGAGAGGAAGCCAGUCAUCAGCAUCACAACGCAACAAGGUCCAAGAAUCAUCGCCCCUCCCUCCUUUGAUGGAACAACCAUGAGCUUUGUAGUGGAGCAUCGGUGACCAAGAGAUUAUCUCUUCAGACAUGUAUCUCUGUUGAGGAAUCUGCCAUCAUUCACUGUAAGUGUCACCCCACCCUGCGAUCUACUGCCAGGACAACUUCUGCCGUCAUCUU